Messenger RNA from Aspergillus alliaceus, 1367 nucleotides. Its product is annotated as F-box domain protein. The transcript has 2 exons. The record is from RefSeq and is a predicted model, not a curated record. Bases 128 to 1279 code for a protein of 383 amino acids. Gene Ontology annotation, molecular function: protein binding. NCBI's taxonomy places the organism in Eukaryota, Fungi, Ascomycota, Eurotiomycetes, Eurotiales, Aspergillaceae.
AAUCUCCUUAUCGGCCGCAUGAUAUCAUUUCUCCCGCAUCAAACAAAAAAUAUUGAUUUAGUUUCAACUCCAUUUCCACAACAAACAUCGACUACUAACAACUUUACCAUGGAAAUCAGCCUUUUAAAUGCCCCCAAUGCACUCCUCGCGCCAUAUCCAUGUCCCCACGGAAAUCAUCGUGCAAAUAGUCUCCUACGUCGCUGGGGGUGAGCUCGAGCGUCAGAAAACCCUGUAUGCCUGCUGUUUAGUAUCUCGCCAAUGGUACUCAGCUGCGAUCGCAUUUCUCUAUGAAAGGCCUCGAGUGGACUCCGGAAUAUCCUUCCAGAGGUUUACAGAAACCAUCAGUCCGCCAAUCGGUGUACGGAAGAACAAACUGAAUCUCGGGAGCUUCGUCCAUCGACUGAACCUAAGUCACCUCGUCCAUCAUAGCUCCAAUAGUCUAACUGCAAGACUACUGGGUCGAAUCAAAGAAAAUCUAGAAAUUUUCAUUGCCCCUACCCUAACCUUCUCAAUAAACAGCCUUCCAGCCCUAUCAAAAUGCACCAAUCUGCGACACCUCGACCUCGAACUCGUCCACGAAGCAAUCCCCUUCCCCGCCCUCAAACAAGCCAUAAGCCGCAUGCCCAAAUUAGUCGCCCUCAAACUCCCCCAAUCAACCAUCCUCACCGAUCCAGAAUCCUCCCAAAGUACCUGGCCACCCACCCUCACCCGCCUCCAGAUAAGCGGCCGCUUUAAUCCCCUCCUAAUCCCCACCUUCUCCUGGCCGCCCUCCCUCACCAGCCUAUCCCUUAAGAACUGCUCCGAGCUCUCCCUCUCAAACCUCAGCAGCCUCCUAAGCAGCCCGCACCUCGGCGAAAAGCUCACCCGCCUCACCAUUUCUGGCGCAAACCGCGGUCUAACCCCGGACUCAAUCAACGCCAUACCCGCCUUCCUGCCCAAUCUCAUCAUCCUAAGUGUACCCGGCGACAUGGUGGAGGACUCGUUCUUCAUUAUUCUGUGCCAUAUGUUCCCGCCAUUGGGUCUGGAGGUACUAGAAUUCGGGCUUCCGUGCGUUGACCUCAAGGUAAAUUUCACGACGAAAACGCUACUGGGGGCGCUCGAUACCGGACUGCCGAGUCUUCGUUCUAUCGGAUUUGCGGAGGAGCUUGUUACGGAUCAGCGGCUGGAGGAGGACGAGGAGAUCGAUGAAGUUCUCCAGGCACGGAAUGAACGUCGUCCGGCUCAGGCUGGGGCGGAAAGUCGGGAUGAUGAGGAGGAGAUAGGUGUCUAUUAUACAUGAUAUUUGUUCAUGCAUUACAAGAUGUAUAUAUUUUCAGCUACGAUUUACGAUUAGAGUAGCUUUAAAGCAGAUUUUUAUUUCAGCAAUC